AAGAUUUCCAGCCAAUCAAUAUAAAACAUGUAUGUAUAGGUAACAAAAUCUGACACAAAAACAUAACCACCCAUGGCUUUGUUAUCCACUCCAUCAUCAACAAGCACCACCCCACACCACUAUCUGCCUAAACUCUUCCCCUCUCACUCCUCCUCCUCCUCCUCCUCCCUUCCCACCAUCACUUUUCCGGCGAAACCCAUCACCACCCACCACCUUUCACCACCACCCAUUACAAAAUUUAGAACUAAUGUAUCUUUUUUCACAGAUUUUUUGAACAAACCCUCCAAAAAUGUAGAAUCCAUUAAACAAGAGCUUCUUGAUGCCAUUGAUCCUCUUGACCGUGGUGCUGAUGCUUCCCUUGAAGAUCAACAAUCCAUUGAGCAGAUAGUUCGAAAACUUGAAGCAGCAAAUCCAACAAAGGAGCCGCUCAAGUCUCCAUUACUUAACGGGAAAUGGGAACUCAUAUACACCACCUCACAAUCGAUUCUGCAAACUAAGAGACCCAAGUUCCUUAGGUCGCGUGUAAACUAUCAAGCGAUUAAUGCAGACACACUUAGAGCUCAAAAUCUGGAAUCAUUCCCCACCUUUAACCAGGUUACAGCGGAUCUAACACCAGUGAACUCCAAAAAGGUGGCUGUCAAAUUUGAUUAUUUCAAGAUUUUUGGAUUGAUACCCGUUAAAGCGCCAGAGACAGCUGUAGGUUCACUUGAAGUAACUUACUUGGAUGAAGAGUUGAGGGUAUCAAGAGGUGACAAAGGAAACUUGUUCGUUUUAAGGAUGGUCGAUCCCUCUUAUCAAGUACCCGUGUGAUGUAGGCUCAUAACAUGGCACGUAGUCGGGGUUUCUGAAAGAUGUAUGACAUUGUCAAGAAUAUUUUGAAGUCAAGUUGUAGUUCGGUGAAUAUACAUAUAGAGGAUCGAUCCUAAUAUCCCUUCGCCAUACAAUAAAUUCUAUUACAUUGUAAAAUACCAUCAGACAAUAAUUUGUAAUCCACUGGCCAAACCUUUCACUUCUUCUGUAUUAAAAGGAUGAUUAAGUGUAUAAUGAUUCAUAUGAACAAGUUUAAGCAUAUUUUUUGUUGGAGAAUAUGAAGAAAAUUGCCUGCA
Molecule: messenger RNA, 1106 nt
Organism: Erigeron canadensis
Lineage: Eukaryota; Viridiplantae; Streptophyta; Magnoliopsida; Asterales; Asteraceae
Product: probable plastid-lipid-associated protein 4, chloroplastic
Exons: 6
Coding region: 73-810 (245 amino acids)
Source: RefSeq, a predicted model, not a curated record